This is a messenger RNA of Fusarium musae, 1800 nucleotides long. RefSeq lists its product as uncharacterized. Bases 1 to 1800 code for a protein of 599 amino acids. Lineage: Eukaryota; Fungi; Ascomycota; Sordariomycetes; Hypocreales; Nectriaceae. Gene Ontology annotation, biological process: glucuronoside catabolic process; carbohydrate metabolic process. Gene Ontology annotation, molecular function: carbohydrate binding; beta-glucuronidase activity. The transcript has a single exon. The record is from RefSeq and is a predicted model, not a curated record.
AUGCUCAGACCUCAAGCCAACGCCUCUCGAGAACUUGUCUCACUGGAUGGUGUCUGGAACUUUGCCCUUUCCCAAUCGGUCGACAUUGAUGACGAAAGAGCUUGGGAACGAACCAUACCGCCAAAUAUCCAAGUUCCUGUUCCCGCCAGCUACAACGACAUUUUCAUUGAUUCCAACAUUCGCAAUCAUGUUGGCUGGGUAUACUACCAAAGGCGCUUCACUGUUCCGCUGAACUGGUCUCAACAGCGUUACUUUCUGCGCUUUGACGCUGCGACACAUCGAGGGCGUGUGUACAUCGACGACCAAUUCAUGGCGGAGCAUAUUGGGGGCUAUACUCCAUUCGAGGUAGACAUCUCGGAUAUUGUCCACCCUGGCAAGGCAGUUCGCCUCACUGUGGCGGUCAGCAAUGAACUUGACUGGCAUACUAUUCCACCAGGAAGGAUAGAGACACUCAAGAAUGGCAAGCGAAAGCAACACUACCAGCAUGACUUCUUCAACUAUGCAGGGCUUGCGAGAUCUGUGUGGCUGUUCACUGUUCCCAGUAUCUGUGUCAAGGACAUCACAGUUGUCACCAAAGUGGAGGGCACUACUGGUAUUGUGGACUUCGACAUUGCUACUAGUAUUCCUCUGGACCAUCACUCAGUCAAGGUGACACUCGUGGACGAAGAUGAACGUUCUGUCAGUCAUAUUUCUGAGUUAAGUGGCUCCCUGGUCGUUGAAUCGGUUCACCUUUGGCAACCAGGAUCAGCAUAUCUCUACCAUCUUCGGGCAGAGAUAUUCUCUGGGGACACAGUAGUGGACACUUACGAACUACCAGUUGGGAUAAGAACAGUUGAAGUCUCAGGAAACAAGGUUUUUAUCAACGGAAAGCCAUUCUACUUCACAGGAUUCGGGAAACACGAAGAUACACCAAUCCGAGGCAAAGGCCACGACCCAGCGUACAUGAUUCACGACUUUCAACUGAUGAAGUGGAUGGGAGCCAACUCUUUUCGAACUUCGCAUUAUCCAUACGCAGAAGAGGUUCUCGAGUACGCAGACCGCCAUGGAAUUGUUGUCAUAAAUGAGACAGCUGCAGUCGGUCUCAACCUGACCAUUGUUGCUGGACUCUUUGGACACAAGCCAAUACCGACUUUCUCACCAGAGACCAUGAAUGACGAAACACAAGCAGCCCACGCUCAAGCCAUACGUGAACUCGUUGCUCGCGACAAAAACCACCCUAGUGUUGUCAUGUGGACGGUUGCAAAUGAGCCCGCAGCCAGUGAGCCUGGUGUGAGGGAGUACAUGGAGCCAUUGGUGACACUGAACCGUGAAUUGGAUCCGACGCGACCUAUUUGUUUUGCCAACGAGAACCAGGCAAAUAUCCACACUGAUCUUAUCGCCGAUCUUUUCGAUGUGAUAUGCCUCAACAGGUACUACGGCUGGUAUCUCCAUACUGGUGACCUUGAAGAAGCAGAGCAAGGUCUGGAGCAAUGCUUGCGAAGCUGGGAGGGCAAAUACAACAAACCAAUCAUCAUGACAGAGUAUGGCGCUGAUACCAUGGCUGGGCUGCAUACGGUUGGAGACAUUCCCUGGAGUGAGGAAUAUCAGAGCCGGGUCCUGGAAAUGUCACAUCGAGUAUUUGAUAGAGUGGAGAGUGUAGUUGGAGAGCAAGUUUGGAAUUUUGCCGAUUUCCAGACUCCAUCUAGCUUCAUUUUCAGGGUUGAUGGCAACAAGAAAGGUGUAUUUACGCGGGAUCGAAGACCAAAAAGUGCUGUGCAGGCGUUGAGGAAGAGAUGGACUGAAAUGAAAGCCAAUGAUUAA